Messenger RNA from Magnolia sinica, 1532 nucleotides. RefSeq names its product E3 ubiquitin-protein ligase SPL2. Gene Ontology annotation, biological process: protein ubiquitination; organelle organization. Gene Ontology annotation, molecular function: ubiquitin-protein transferase activity. The coding region runs from base 188 to 1372 and encodes 394 amino acids. Lineage: Eukaryota; Viridiplantae; Streptophyta; Magnoliopsida; Magnoliales; Magnoliaceae. The transcript is spliced from 6 exons. The record is from RefSeq and is a predicted model, not a curated record.
ACGGUUACAACAGUAACUACCACUGUCGACAUUGCCAUCGGAGCAUUUAUCAUAGAUAAUAACACCACCUGAAAACCUCAGCAGUCAGAAGUUUGGAGUAAACACAACGAAUACCCUUCCUUCGUCAGACAGCAAAACCUCAGCAGCUGCAGCUCUGGUAGAUGCACUCAAGAUAUUCGAUGUAAUAAUGUCUUCCCACGACCAGGCCGCAGCCGUUGCCCUCGCCCACCUCGCCCUAGCCUGCGAUGGCGCUGUCCUCGGCGUCACCCUCGCCAUCGUGGCCGUCCAGACCUGGCUUAAAUUCCGCAGAUCCUCGCGCGCCCUUGCCCGCAUCCAAAGCGCCCCCGCCGUUCGUAUAUCUGACCUCCGCUCCCUCCUCGCCUCUCCCGACACUGACAGCCCCGAUGCUGCUUCUGCGGCAGCAGCGGAUUCCCACGGCGGGAAGCUAGUCGUUGUCCGCGGUCGUGUUGAUACGAAAUCGGCCGUCGAUGGGAAUUGGAUUUCCUUGAAGGACAAGCUGCUCUUUUCGAACGAGUCCGGCGAGGGAGCCGUGGUCAUACAGCGGACUCAGACGUGUUUAUAUAAUGAAUGGAGGGGCCUAUUUGGAUGGACUUUUGAUCUACACAGUCUAUUUGCAAAAUCCUGGAAAGAGCAUGAAUCCACCUCACUGAGAACGGUUCCAUUUGUCCUUAUUGAAGGUGGUUAUUGGCCACGAGCUGGUUAUGUUGUCGUUAACUUGGAUGACUCAAUCCAUCAUCUACCUCUUACGACGGUUUAUCAUCAAUUGCGUCCAGUUCAUGCUUCUCCAUAUACAAUCUUCCAGGCUAUUUUUGGUCAUGGGUAUCCCGUUGGUCUGUUGGAUGAAGAAAAGAUUCUUCCAAUUGGAAAGGAGAUAACUGCAGUUGGCACUUGCAGUUUGCAAGGUGGAGUUCCUGAGAUUAAGUCUUGCAAGGAGCUUCCCUAUUUCCUGUCUGAUAUGACAAAGGAUCAAAUGGAGGGAGAUCUUGGGAUAAGGACCAACGUUCUGUUUUGGAGUGGCAUUGUUCUUGGCACGUUGUCAUUUGGUAUAUUGGGCUAUUCUAUUGUAAGGAACUGGUGCAGAUGGAAAGAGUGGAGACGUCAGAGGCAACAGCCUCCUCAGCAACCGAGCGAUGCUACUGCUGAAAGCAACCCUGAUGACGAGUCGGGAGAUGUUCCUGAUGGUGAAUUAUGCGUGAUCUGUCUAACUAGGCGAAGGCGGUCGGCAUUCGUCCCAUGUGGGCAUCUCGUUUGCUGUCCGAGAUGUGCCCUGUCGGUAGAGCGUGAUUCAAACCCCAAGUGCCCUGUGUGUAGGCAGAACAUACGGACUUCCGUAAGAAUAUAUGGUUCUUGAGGUACGGGACAGUUCUGUUCUUUAAUGUUGGAACAAUUUGUAAAGUUAGUCAUCAUUUCAGCAUGUUAGUGGUCUGAUUUGGCUGCACCUUCUCUUGUUGUUUGCUGUCCAAACUGCGCCCUUAUUGCUAAUAGUUACAUUUCUAUAGAUUCUCCCCUUA